CUGCCCUCACCCAAGAUGGCGGCGCGGCUUCAUCCCCGCCCCGCCCGCGCGGGGCAUGCCGGGACGGGGGAUUCCCCACAGCGUGCGGCGGCGGGAGCGGCUGGAGGGGACACAGGUGUCCGGACAGGCCCCCCCCCCCACCCAAGAGGGGACCCAGGCGUCCGGUGCUGCCCCCCCCCGCCGCCCCCCCCGGCCCCCCCCCCAUCAUGGCGGAGGAGCUGGAGCCGCUGCUGGGGGGCGAGGGCUUCCUCGACCUCUGGAACAUGCUCCCCGAUAACAUCCACUCGAUUCCUGAGGAACUGCCGGAAUGGCAGGAGCUGGACCCCCUGGACCCCCCCCGCGGACGCCCCUGGGGGGGUGCCGGUGCCCCCCCUCCCUGCGGACCCCCCUCCGCCGGUGCCCCCCUCCCCGGUGGUCCCCUCCACCGAGGACUACGGGGGCCACCACAAUUUCCGUUUGGGCUUCCUCGAGGCCGGGACCGCCAAGUCCGUCACCUGCACCUACUCCCCGGAGCUGAACAAGCUGUACUGCCGGCUGGCCAAACCCUGCCCGGUGCAGGUGAGGGUGGGGGUCCGCCCCCCCCCCGGGGCUUUGCUCCGCGCCGUCGCCGUGUAUAAGAAAUCGGAGCACGUGGCCGAGGUGGUGCGGCGUUGCCCCCACCACGAGAGAUGUGGGGGACCCGGAGACGGCCUGGCCCCCGCGCAGCACCUCAUCCGGGUGGAGGGGAACCCCCAGGCUCGUUACCACGAUGAUGAGACCACCAAGCGACACAGCGUGGCCGUGCCCUACGAGCCCCCUGAGGUGGGGUCGGACUGUACCACCGUCCUUUACAACUUCAUGUGCAACAGCUCGUGCAUGGGGGGCAUGAACAGGCGCCCGAUUUUGGCCAUCCUCACGCUGGAGGGGCCGGGAGGACAGAUUUUGGGGCGUCGCUGCUUCGAGGUCCGGGUCUGCGCCUGCCCCGGCCGGGACCGCAAGAUCGAGGAGGAGAAUUAUCGCAAGAGGGGCGGGGCCAAGGGCGGGGCUAAGAGGGCAUGUCACCCCACGGCUGAAGCCCCCGAGAGCUCCAAGAAGCGGGUGCUGAACCCCGACCCCGAGGUCUUCUGCCUGCAGGUCCAUGGGCGCCGCCGCUACGAGAUGCUGAAGGAGAUCAACGAAGCGCUGGAGGCGGCCGAGGGGGCGGUGGCACUGCCACGGCCGGUGAAGGGUCGCCGCCCGCGGGGGGAGGGGCUGGUGCCGCGCUGCGGGAAGAAGCUGCUGCUGAAGGGGGAGCCGGUGGACUCCGACUGACCACGCCCCCUUUUCUGGAGGCCACGCCCACCCUGCCCUGCUCUCCGUGAAGCCACGCCCAUCUUACCGUACCCCCGCCUCCUAACCCCACCCUCUCCUCUUAGCCAUGCCCUCUCCCCU
Molecule: messenger RNA, 1410 nt
Organism: Aquila chrysaetos chrysaetos
Lineage: Eukaryota; Metazoa; Chordata; Aves; Accipitriformes; Accipitridae
Gene: TP53
Product: tumor protein p53
Biological process (GO): protein tetramerization; regulation of transcription by RNA polymerase II; apoptotic process
Cellular component (GO): nucleus
Molecular function (GO): RNA polymerase II cis-regulatory region sequence-specific DNA binding; DNA-binding transcription factor activity, RNA polymerase II-specific
Source: RefSeq, a predicted model, not a curated record